Messenger RNA from Carcharodon carcharias (great white shark), 5069 nucleotides. RefSeq names its product inositol-tetrakisphosphate 1-kinase-like. The record is from RefSeq and is a predicted model, not a curated record. Gene Ontology annotation, cellular component: cytoplasm. Gene Ontology annotation, biological process: inositol trisphosphate metabolic process. Bases 334 to 1551 code for a protein of 405 amino acids. Lineage: Eukaryota; Metazoa; Chordata; Chondrichthyes; Lamniformes; Lamnidae. The transcript has 11 exons. Gene Ontology annotation, molecular function: inositol-3,4,5,6-tetrakisphosphate 1-kinase activity; magnesium ion binding; inositol-1,3,4-trisphosphate 6-kinase activity.
UGAGCUGAGAGGUUUUUUUUUGGAGGAGGGGAUUCGGGCUGCAGGCGGCCGCCGGCUUUCGGUCUCUGCCUCUCCCUCUGUCUAUGUGGCCGGACUCAGCUGAAAGUAGCCUGGGGGUGCGUCGGCUGGACUUGGAGCUGGACUUGCUGCAUUGAGAGACGAUUAGCGGUGAGGGAGACCUCAAAGCAGCGGCGUCUGAUCAAAAGCCCGGGCGCGAAUACCAGGGCAGAGAGGGAUUUGUGAUGAGCCGGGCACUCAGCAUUGAUAGAGGUUUGCUAACCUACGGGAGACACACGGUGUAGACUUCACUUCCGCACUUGUUCCGUCUUCAAGAUGCAGACUUGGCUAAAAGGCAAACGUGUCGGAUACUGGCUGAGCGAGAAAAAGAUCAAGAAGCUGAAUUUCCAGGCCUUCGCGGACCUUUGCAGGAAAAGAGGCAUAGACGUUGUACAGCUGGAUCUGGAAAAACCCAUCGAGGAGCAGGGACCACUUGAUGUUAUAAUCCACAAACUGACCGAUGUAAUUCUGGAGGCAGACCAAAAUGAUGCACAGUCCCAGGAACUGGUUCAGAGGUUUCAGGAUUACAUUGACGCACAUCCAGAGACCAUCAUUCUGGAUCCACUGCCUGCAAUCAGGACCCUCCUAGAUAGAUGCAGGUCAUAUGAGCUGAUUCGCAGACUUGAAGGCUAUAUGCAAGAUGAAAGAGUUUGUUCCCCUCCCUUCAUGGAACUCAGCAGUCAGUGUGGGGAGGAUACUAUGGCAGAGAUUGAGAAGCACAAGCUGACAUUCCCAUUCAUUUGCAAAACUAGAGUGGCACAUGGCACCAACUCUCAUGAGAUGGCAAUUAUUUUCAGUGAAGAUGGCUUGAAAGACAUAAAGCCCCAGUGCGUCAUCCAGAGCUUCAUAAACCACAACGCAGUUCUCUACAAGGUGUUUGUUGUUGGAGAGUCGUGCAGUGUGGUUGAACGGCCGUCACUGAAGAACUUUUCCAGGGGCGUUUCAGACAGAAAAACAAUAUUCUUCAACAGUCACAAUGUCUCAAAACCAGAGUCCUCUUCUGACUUAACAGCACUUGAUGUAGUGGAAGGUGUCUUCAGACCCCCAAGCGAUGAAGUUAUCAGAAAAAUAUCCAGGGCACUGCGUGAAGCACUUGGCGUAUCCCUCUUCGGCAUUGACGUAAUCAUCAAUAACCAGACUGGCCAACACGCUGUCAUCGAUAUUAAUGCAUUCCCAGGAUACGAAGGUGUUCCAGAGUUCUUUACCGAGCUAAUAAACCACAUUCAGGUUGUUCUACAAGAUCAAAACCCGGAAUCGGCUCAGUUCAACCGGAACGGUAAGGCGGUUGAGCAGGCCACAAGCAUCUGUGGGGAGCGGGCCUGUUCUGCUGCCUCAGGCUUUGUGACCAUGGCAGCAAAAGAUCCGUGGCUUGUAGAAGAUGAGUCAAGCAACAGCAAGAGGCUGCAGCAUCAACGACUAAGUUGCAAUUCUGCUUUGCCACCCAACUUUCAGAACUGUGUUGCUCCCAUGGCAACUAAGGCAUCCUCACAAUAACCACUGAGAACACUGGACCAAACCCAAGGACUGAUCUUUAAUGGGGAUCAACCUGAACCACUUUCAUAAAUCAAUGGAACAAUUUGUUUUGUUUGAAUGACUUCACAGACUGACACACAGACUGGAAUACAGUAUCAAAGGGAUAUUGAGGAGCAGGUUGCAGAUCCUUUGAUAAAGUCAAAUGAUAAACUCAAUCCAGUUCUUGUUAAACAUUUAACGUAGCAAAAGUUGCUUUGGUGAGCUUUUACCACACAGGAGCUAUUACUAACGCUUCAACAGGAAUCAAUCACAAGUGGCUAAUACAGUUAAUCAGGAAUCCUUCCUUUCAUCCUGGGUAUUGGGCAUUUCACCUUUCUUCCCUCUUGACACUUCACCUUAACCAGCACACAGGACCCAAACGGUUUGCACCCUUUUUAAAGUUGUCUUGUAGCUUCUGUUUAGAAACUGCAAGACACUUGAGUUCUGUGGACUUUACACCUUGUUAGACUCCAGUAAGCUUUGUUCUGCCAAUCUGAAAGAAGCUAGUUAAAGCUUAAAACGGGACAUGUUGUAUGUAGGCUUUAUUUGGCGAGAGCUGUUAUCUGUGAUUAGAAGUUCUGUAUUUCAAAUAAAAGUCAAAAUGAUAGAUUGAGGGGAUAUUGAUGUAUGAUAAAGUAGCAUUACGUCCAGAUAACAGCAUGUAAACUAGAGCAAUUAAAAAAAUACACAACGCCGAUUCCUAGAACAGAGACACGAUUAUGCGGUAUCCUUCACAGUCAUCUUAUUUGUUGUUCAGUUUAAUCGUCGUUAAUAAUGCACUCCCAUACAUGAUCUUCUCUUCAUUUGAAACCAACUGUUAAUUAAAUUGUGCAAAAAGCUCUUAAACAUCACCUGUAGAUUGCAAUGCUUAUAGUUCAAUGUUACAGAUAGUGAUUACUUAUCCUUUGGUUCCCUUUCUUAGAAAAGCAGCAUUGAGGAAUUGGUGGCAUAUAUUUGCUUAUUUUGCAAGCUCACACUUUACAAGCGCUGAUGUGGGUAGUGUCUCCAGUCAGCAGAGAGUUCUUUCCCCAUGAUGACGGUGCUUCAGUAUUUAAACAGAGAUUUCCAGUUUCAGUACAGCUCGCCCGUAAUUCUGAAUUUAGUUGAUUUUAGGAUGAUAUUAGAACGGGAAGAGUCAGACAUAGGGUAUUUAAGGUGUGUUAAAGGAGAAAAAAAAUGAAGUUAGUCUCCAGAAACCAAAGCUAAAUGGCUGCUUUAUUUUAUUAAUUUCAUAAUUCCUUCCAAUCACUGCUCCUUAAAUUACUUUUUUAUGCACGGAAACAAAAAUCCAUAUUUUUCUGACUCAAAUCCCAAAUGAUUAGGUAUGAAUAACCAUGGAGGACACUGGGUGAACAAUUUUUGUGUGUUAUAAUGGUUUGCAUUGUAAUUAAGACUUAAAGUCAAACUUUAAGACGGUGUACCUGAGAACAUUUUGCACCAUUAUUAGGCUAAUAUAUUGCUUUAAUAGACACUCCAGUUCAAAUGAUUUAGUCUAGGAUAGCAUUGUUGAGUUUAUUGUAACAAUCUACACCUCUACCACUCUAAUCUUCUUGCAACCCUUAAAGAUAAUAUUAUGCCUGGAGCCAUUUGAGUGGUUAUAAAUGUGACUUGUUCCCUUUUGGAGUGCCAUGGAAACCAGGCCUAAAUAUGUUUACAGUAAAUUAAGUUUAGUGCACUAGCUAUUAGAUGGCCAUCUUAAUGUGUCGAUGUAUUUCCUCUCUCAUCUCAUUGCAUGAGAAGUAAUGUGAGAUUAAUGACUGAUUUUCUUGCUGCCUUAAUAUAUUGACACGGCUCUAUUGCACUGCUUCAUUCUUCAAUAUAAACUACUGAAAGGUAAUUGGGAAUUUAGCAAUUUUUAAGAAAGACAGCUUGUUUAUUGUCUAAGUUGAGAUUCACAACUUUCGUCUCUAUGAGCAAUAUUACCAGAAGGUGGAAAAUUUAUUUGGCUUCAAUAUCCCAUUUGUAUAAGUGUCGCUAGAAUACCUGCGAUCUUAAAGUGACGCAGCUCAUUACAUAUUUUACAAAAGGAUUAUUUGAUCUUCCAUGUCUUUGCCCAUAGAAAUUCAGGAGAAUGCUUGGGAUCUGGAGCAUCUCACGUUCAAUAGGGAUUUUUUUUUUUUAAAAAGGAUUGUUUCUUUACCUUCUCCUCCUCCCAAAUGCAAAUUCCCCUUCUGAUGCCUUUUUGUGGAGAAUUGAUAGGAGAACAGAGCUAAUUCUGCUGUUUUGCUUAUCACUAUGAGCACUUUUUUUGGUGAGGGCAGGAUGGGGUGGUGGGUGCCUGACAAAGAUUUGGCAAAAUUCAGCCAAUAGCCAGUUUGAAUGGCAAGAAACUGAAUUUUAUGAUCUUGUGUUUUGAAUGGCCAGUAUUCUUUGAUAAAACUCCUCCCUCAAUUGUGUUGCUUAUAAAAUUCCAAACAGUUCAUCGUGUUUUCAUCAAAAUAGUAAUGUAACUUCUAAAUUUAUGUAAGAAUAAUGGUUUAACUCAAAGUAAAUGCUGCCAUUUAAAUUAGUGCUACUUCAGUGAACUCAUUCAAUGAAACUGUUGUAAAAAUACUCUUGCACGGAAAACUGGGAGUUUAUGACACUGCUUGUUUUUAUAUCAAUGGUUCCAGUAGGGUGAUAUUUUUGCUUUGGUGUUUUAGUUCUCGUCCCUAGUCCAGAGGUCUCUGUGGGGUAGGUUGCACUUUUCUAUGUUUUAAGGUGGCAUCUCUGCUGUCGUCCAUCAAGCAAAGAAUUCUCCUGUUUUACGUCAACAAAUUCCUGGUUUUCAAACCUGAGUUCAUCUGAACCUCAGCAAUUCUUAGGACUGAGUUAGACAGAUUGGACCAAAUAUCAUACAGUAUGUCCAUUCAUUGUCACAUCAGUAUAACACAAUGCUUUCUGGUAAUAUUGUACAAUGGGAACCUAUUUGUUUAAGUUGUGCACUCUAGUGACCAGUGGAGUGUGUAGUCUAUAAUAUGUAUUUUAUGUAAUAUAUAUUUUGUGGCACCAGUUAUCACAGUCUACACAGCUUCACCAAAAUGUACUGUAUAUUAGUUUAUCCAUUUUAUUUUUUAACAAUUGCUGCUUACAUAAAACCAAAAAUAUUUGUGGUUUAUUCUGCUAAUUUUAUUGCAUGAAGAGCAACAUAACUGUCUCAAAUUAAGUGAAUGAUAUCUCGAUUUGACUCCUUAGUUACUCCAUUCAGCACCAUUUGGGAAAAAAUAACAUCUGGUUCUGGGUGUUGACAAGCCAUUCAGAAUGGUUCAGUGACCAAUAGUAGACCAAUUUAAAUAUUGCAACUACAUAGGUUGCAUUUUGCAAUGUAAACUAACCAUAUAAUUAUUUCAUUUCCUAAAUGGGCUUCAAGGGACCAGACCUUUUCAAUCCAGCCCUGACUUGGAUUUUUCUGAUGUGAUGAUUGUGUUAUACAUCUUAGCCAUAAGUUCUUUCACCUCCGUGUAGUUGACAAUAAGAGGAAAUGUAUAUAUAACGUGAAUCAUAAACGUUGCUUUACAGCA